AUGCGCCAUCUCUUCCUGCUCCUUUUCUUCCUCUCGUUAUGGCCAGAUGUUGGCUGGUGCCAAUCGACGACACAAGCUCCUAAUCAGAAUGCGGCGUUGUGCCAAACGAACAACUGUCAGAAUGGGGGAACGUGCCUGGUCGCCAGUAGCAUUCCAGUCACUUCCACGUGUCCGACAAACACGAUCUACUACAUGGGAUCCUGUUAUCUUUUCGAUAGUACACCCAGGAACUGGAAUGAUGUGAGAGCGCACUAUGAGACCAGUUCUUCAGAAGUAACCUUUUCAGGCAGCUGUUUACUGCAAUAAAAUGGACGGAGCCAGUCUUCCGUUGGUCGAAUCGACUGAAGAUCAAGCGUUCUUCGCCGGCUACUUGCAAGCGAUGAUUCCGUCGGAACCGCGUGAGUAAUCCUCUUGUCAACAAGCUGCCCACUCACGGGGAAGCACAAAAUGUUGUGUCCACUUUAGCUUCUGGUAUCCGACCCGCUCCGGAUGGCGUUUGGACGGCGGUGCGUGGAGUGAAUAACGUGACGAGGGCCUCGUGGGUCUACUAUCCGGGAUCCUUUCUGAUAACGGACACGUACUGGGCACCUCAAGAGCCGAACGUUUAUGUGAGCUAUAACGGUAGGUGACCUCUCUUGUAGCUUCUUCAGAUGCUUUCUUUUGUCAGAUGUCUGUGUGGCCCUGGAAUCCAGCACUUACUACCGCGAAUGGACGACCGCUCUCUGCAAUGUGCUCCUUUACACCGUUUGCAAGAUUCCUCCAGCUGAGUUAGACUCACAGUAUGUCGGGCAAUGCUCGUGCCCAUCUGGAUACGGAGGUCAGAACUGUGAAACUCCAAUCUCAACAUCCCAAGAGUCCACUCAAAGAACGUGUGGAAGUGGAGACUUUCAGUUCUCUUGCCAAAAUAAUCAGACUAUUGUGGUCGAUUACGCAUCUUUUGGAGCUCAGGUAAGCCAAAAGAAGAGGGUAGAAAUAUCAAGAGAUGACGUUUGAGGAGAGUUCAAUGUGCAACCAGGCGAGUCAAUCCAGAGAGCAAACGUGCUCGAAUGUCAACUCACUACAGACCGUCAUAAACGCGUAAGGGGAUUACGAAGGGAAUGCCAUGGCAUGGCAACACAGAGUAUUUCAGAUGCCAAGGACUUCAGUCGUGCGAGAUCAAGAACCUCACAACUGCAUUUAUCAACACACCGUGUCCAGUGGCCCAAGAACAAUAUCUGGAGACCAGAAUGAGAUGCCAGAACGGUACAAAGAACAUUGAAAUCGAGUCCCACUAAAAACCUUCCAGCUCAACAAGUAUCAUGUUCCUCGAACACGGUUCAGUAUGAUGGAAGAUGUUACACCUUGACUAUAGAGACAAGUGAGAAGAAGCAGAGAACUCUAGUGGCAGCUGAGCAGUACUGCUCACAAAGCGUAAGAACUUUUGAAGUACAUUUAGUUGCAUAAUAUUUUGUGUUUAAAGGGAGGAUCGUUGGUUUCUACAGUACCUGACACACUUCUCCAGCAGAUCGUUGCGAAAGUGAGAGACGAAACUAAAAAGUCGGUGUCGUUUUGGGUGGAUGGCACAGAAAGGUUCGUUAUUUGAAUGCUGUCAUCGGAUCAGAGUGACGAGUGUUCCAGUUGCCGUCUCCUGGUCAUCUCCAGCUCUUCCUCCUCCUACUCCUCGUGCCCUUCUGAUUCAUCCUCGACCGCAAACGUCAUCUGCUCGACCGUGCCCCAAUCGUCGGCUUCUCUGUCAACACGCCCUUCUCAAUCGGCUCCGAUCGACCGAGAAUCGCAGACAAUGGCUCGUCGUGAAGUGUACACCGGAGUUCAACCGUAAGUGCUUUAUUGUUUUGUUCCGGUUAUGAACUCUCUCUCUCUGCGGUCAACUAAAAAUCACAAAUUAUUAUUUGUUGACCGAACGAAAUGAAUCUCUUCCUCUCUUUCCCUCCCUCUCUUUCUUUCCGCUCGCCCAGUUCGAUGAGGAAGGACCCCUAACCGGUUCUGUGUGUAUCUCGCAAUCGGUCUGUGUCUCUGCGAAUCGUACGAUCUUUGGGGCAAGCUUGAUUUGCCAGCAGCAAUGAAUGAGUCACUAAUACGUAGUCGGGGAGGCCCGCCAGUCGUCCAUUUUCCGUUUGACACAUGUUCACGGAAUGAGAGCUCACUUUUUGAUUCUAACAAUUGUGAGCUAUGUAGUUGCAGUUAGUGACUCGCAAGAUAGGUUGGAAGAUCUGAAGACGAGCAAAAUUAGAUUCUAAUUCAUUCCGGUUUCAGUCCAAGCGUACCUGAUUCGAUCAACAAACCGAGAUAUUGCAAGAAGGAAAACAAGGAUGGUGAGAAAGAUGAGAAGGGUUCAAAAUGUUAACGUACUGUCCUUCAGGUAUCACUUACGACCAGACCCGAGCGUGCAUGCUUCACGAACAACCUUGUCCCGAUCCCGAGAACGUCGAGGGCACAGUAACCCGGUAUUGCAACUGCCAAACCGCGAAAUGGGAAGUUCCGGAUACGACGAACUGCACUCAUCGAUGGGUGGCAGAGAUGGAAACGGCUAUAAGGAUAGGCAGCCAGUCGAAGAUAUCAGUUCGACAGUGAACAGACAGUUGAAGUGAGUGGAACCAAUACAUGCAUUAGAGAAAGCAAACGAAACGUUCAGGUCCACAAUCCAACGGAAACUGUUCGGUGGCGACAUCACUGGAACAGUCCGUCUCAGCAAUGACAUGCUCAGUCUCGCUCGGAAUCAGUUCGACGGGUUGGACGACCGUAAUCUCAGAGAGAACAAAGCGAAGAACUUCACGGAGAACCUCGGCGGGUCCGGGGAUCAGCUGUUGUCUCCCGUGGCCGCCACCGUCUGGGAUCAGCUCUCCUCUUCCAUUCGCAUUCAACACGCCUCCAAGUUGAUGAGCGUUCUCGAACAGUCAGUUUUGUUGCUCGGAGACUACAUGACCGAUCAGAAGUUGAACUUGGCCUAUGUUAACUGGGCAAUGGAAGUGGAACGCUCUGAGCCGGAACUUCAAACAUUUGGAGCCGCGUCCACCAAUGUUCAAGAUGAUUCUGGAAUUUUGAAGUGAGAAAAAAGAACAAUGCAACACUAGCAUAACCUAUUUUCCAGAUCAAACUUGGCAGCUGCUCCGCCAAUGGAAACCAAUCAAACCAUCGUUUUUCCGUCGCUCAAACUCUCCCCCACCAUCACUCUCCCUUCCGCUUCCCUUCUGAGCUCUUUCGCCUACACUUCAUCUUCCAGCUCCACUCUUAACAAUCGUCCAAACAUUCUCGCCUCUUUCCAAGAUGACACUCAGACGGGCGCCGCCGCCGUUCCGAAUCUCAACAGAAACCCCACCAAACUCGGAUAUUAUGCAUUCGCUGGAUUCGGUCAGCUGCUCAACAACAACAAUAAUCACACGAUGAUCAACAGUCAAGUGAUCGGCGCGUCAGUUGAGAAUGCUACUCGGAGCGUCAGCCUGCCGUCGGAUCAUCCGGUCACUUUUACAUUCCAACAUCUGAGCACGCGAGGAGUUUCCAAUCCGAGAUGCGUUUACUGGGAUCUAACAGAACGGUUCGGGAUUCUUUUAGUUAUCGCUGUCAUCUGAAUGUUUCAGAAAAUGGUCAACAAAUGGCUGCACACUGGUCUCCACCUCGCUGAACUCUUCGCAGUGUUCUUGCACUCAUUUGACAAGGUCUCUUUUUCAUUUUAUUUUCAUUUAUUCGCCGAAUUCUACGUCAUUAGACCAUUCAAACAUCAUUUUUAUAGCGUGGAACAAGACAGAAAUUUCAGUUUCGCAAUUCUCGUGGAUGUUUCCGGACAAGUGGGUCAGUUCUCCGGAGGUCUUGCUUCUGCCCUUGACGUCGUCUCGACCAUUGGGUGCGCCAUCUCGAUCGUCUGCCUCGCACUCAGCGUCUGCGUCUUCACCUUCUUCCGCAACCUUCAGAAUGUUCGAAACUCGAUCCAUCGCAAUCUUUGUCUGUGUCUUCUGAUUGCCGAGCUUGUUUUUGUCAUUGGUUUGUCUGAAAGUAUCCGCAUUGUACUAUUCUCUCGUUCAGGAGUGGAUCGUACCGGAAACAGGACUGGAUGUGGAGUCGUCGCCAUUCUCCUCCACUACUUCUUUCUGGCAUCCUUCUGCUGGAUGCUUCUAGAAGGAUACCAACUGUACAUGAUGCUCAUCCAGGUCUUCGAGCCGAAUCGCACCAGAAUCUUCCUCUACUACCUCUUAUGCUAUGGUACUCCAGCCGUCGUCGUGGCAAUUUCAGCUGGUAUCAAGUGGGAAGCCUAUGGAACUGAUACCUAGUUAGUUGGAAGAUUUCGAAUAAGUUUAAUCUUUUUUAUUCCAGCUGCUGGAUCGACACCUCCACACCGACCAUCUGGGCGUUCGUUGCUCCGAUCAUUGUCGUCAUCGCCGCCAAUAUAAUUUUCCUUCUGAUCGCUCUCAAAGUGGUCCUUUCGGUUCAAAGCAGAGACCGAACCAAAUGGGGACGGAUAAUCGGAUGGCUCAAGGGCUCGGCCACUCUUCUUUGUCUCCUAGGAAUCACGUGGGUCUUCGGAUUCCUCACGGCAGUCAAAGGAGGCACCGGAACCGCCUUUGCGUGGAUCUUUACGCUUCUCAAUGCCACACAGGGAAUCUUCAUAUUCGUACUCCACGUAGUGCUGAACGAGAAAGUGAGAGCAUCAAUCGUCAGAUGGCUGCGCACCGGAAUCUGCUGCCUGCCCGAAUCCAGCAGUGCCGCUUACAACAGCAGAUCCUUCCUGAGCAGUCGACAGAGAAUUCUGAACAUGAUCAAAGUGAACGGGCACAGUUAUCCAAGUACGGCGAGCACAGAUGAUAAAGAGAAGCAGUUGACCCCGAUCACGAAGACGUCAGACUGGCUGAGCAGACUCCCGAAUCCUGAUUCUGCAUCUCUCCCAGAAGAGAACGUGCAUUCGCAUUCUGACGAGCAGCGAGAAGAGCUCCCCGAGCUGCCAGAUCUGAAUGAACUCCGUCGGAGAGUUACCGUCGACCUGAAUCCUUCAGUUAUCAACAACAACUCGAACAAUGAAAUCGAACGAAUAAGUCACGCCUCGUCCGAUCCACGUGGAUCUCAAAUCAUCGAAGUGACACAUGUGGAAAAGAAGGCUCCCGUCAAGCGAAUCAAGUACCCGUUGGGCGCGAAACAGAGCGAACGCGGCUCUCAACACCGCACGAAAUCGCCCGCUCCGCCGCCCGAUUCUCCAUCUUCCAUGACGAAAGACUUCCGAUUUUAA
Caenorhabditis sp. 36 PRJEB53466 is the source of this 5212-nucleotide messenger RNA. Lineage: Eukaryota; Metazoa; Nematoda; Chromadorea; Rhabditida; Rhabditidae. The record is from the annotation of a GenBank genome assembly.